Messenger RNA from Dissoconium aciculare CBS 342.82, 897 nucleotides. RefSeq lists its product as uncharacterized. Bases 1 to 897 code for a protein of 298 amino acids. Gene Ontology annotation, molecular function: transcription coregulator activity. Gene Ontology annotation, cellular component: mediator complex. NCBI's taxonomy places the organism in Eukaryota, Fungi, Ascomycota, Dothideomycetes, Mycosphaerellales, Dissoconiaceae. Gene Ontology annotation, biological process: regulation of transcription by RNA polymerase II. The record is from RefSeq and is a predicted model, not a curated record. The transcript is spliced from 2 exons.
AUGCUUGCUCAGUUUCAGACGAGUUAUGCACGCGUCGAAAGCAGCCUUCAGAAACUGAUCGACAGCAUCGCCGCGUAUAAUCCCUCCGUCUCUGCAGCGGAGGAAUUACUCGCGGCCGAUGAGCGCGUGAGUGCUGAUCUCGACCAAUUGGUCGUCCAUCAGCGCAAUUCCCUCCGUCUUGCCGAACUCCGCCAAAAAUCCGCCUCUCUCGACGAAACCAUCAAAUCCACCAUCCGCCUCCUCGCCGAAACCCGCAAGGACAUCCAAGCGAUAGCGCCGAUCGCAGCUGCGGAGGAGUCUUCUUCUGGGCCCUCGACCGCAGGCGCACAAAUAAGGAAGACUCUGCAGGUCAAGGAUGUCCUCGACUACGCAAAGUUCAUCAGCAAGACCAGCGUCCCACCCACCUACCGCAAACCAGCACCAGACAGCACAGUCAGCUCUGCCGCACCGCCAGCGACACCCGCUGGCCCCACAAACGGGAUCGUAACGCCCAUGACCGCUCAAGACGAAACCUUCCCGAUCCUCCCCGGCGCAACAGACUCCACCGUCGAACCUCCCUCCACCGCCGCGCAAGCCGCACUGCCGAGCGACUCCAAACAAUGGCUCGACCCAACCACCGCUCUCCUUCCCUUCGAACCCUGGCCCUCACACCAAGUCAUCUCAUCAGGGGCAUUGGCCGCGAUACAAAGGAUGGUGGAAAGUGGACAGGAUCCCGCGAGUGUGCUCAGUGCGGAGGAAUUGGCGGAGGCAGAAGUGAGGAAAGCUGAAGAGGAAGAGAGGGAGAGGAUCGCCGCGGAGGAGAGAGAGAGGAGAAGACGGGAGGCUUUUGGAGAUGGGCCUGUUGGCGGUGCAGGUGGAGGAGGAGGAGGAGGGGCUUUCAAUCCGGAUGAUCUUUAA